Mustela lutreola (European mink) is the source of this 2118-nucleotide messenger RNA. It is a transcript of the gene GPA33, whose product is annotated as glycoprotein A33. The transcript has 7 exons. The record is from RefSeq and is a predicted model, not a curated record. NCBI's taxonomy places the organism in Eukaryota, Metazoa, Chordata, Mammalia, Carnivora, Mustelidae. Gene Ontology annotation, cellular component: plasma membrane. Bases 170 to 1114 code for a protein of 314 amino acids.
CUGCCAGACCUGCGGAGCAGUGCGGUGGGGGGAGCCAGGCUGGGCAAAGGUAAACAGGAAAAGAGAAACCACAGGGACAGAGGGCUGGGCCAGGUCAGAGGCUGCUGUGCCUUUAACUAGUCAGCCCAUCCCUCCCAGGCUGGGCUUGGGGCACAGAGGAAGCAAGACCAUGGUGGGGAAGUUGCAGCCUGUGCUAUGGACACUCUGUGCAGUCUGGGUGGCUGUCCGUGCCAUCUCUGUGGAAACGCCCCAGGAGAUUGUUCGGGCUGCCCGGGGAAAGAGCGUUACCCUUCCAUGCACCUACCGCACUCCUGUCUCCAAACGAAAUGGAUUUAUCCAAUGGGACAAACUUCUAAGGACUCACUCGGAAAGUGUGCUCAUCUGGGAAUUUUCGAGGAAAGGCUACAUCUACGGUGACCGCUAUAUGAACCGCGCCAACAUCUCCAGCGGAGCCGAACACUCGGACGCCUCCCUCACCAUCAGCCAGCUUACCAUGGAUGACAACGGCACGUACGAGUGCUCUGUCUCCCUGAUCGAAGACCUGGCGGGAACCUCUAGGUCACGUGUCAGGCUCUUGGUCCUGGUGGCCCCCUCCAAACCAGACUGCGCCAUCGAGGGAGAGACCGUGAUUGGGAACAACAUCCAGCUGACCUGCCAAUCAAAGGAAGGCUCUCCGGCCCCUCAGUACAGCUGGAAGAGCUAUGAUAUCCUCAACAAGGAGCGGCCAGCCCCAGCAGUCGCAGGCCAGAUCUUGUCUCUGAAGAACAUCUCCACGGACAUGUCGGGUUAUUACAUCUGCACCUCCAGCAAUGAGGUGGGGACCGAGUUCUGUAACAUCACCGUGGCCAUCAGACUUCCUUCCAUGAACGUGGCCUUGUAUGCGGGCAUCGCGGGGGGCCUGGCUGCAGCCUUCAUCGUCCUGGGCAUUGUCAUCUACUGCUGCUGCUGCCGGGGGAAGGACGAGGCUGAGGACACAAAGCCGAAUCGGAUGAUCUACCAGAAGCCUCCAGAGCAGGUGAGGGAGCUUCAGACAGAGCGGGAGGAGGAGAACGACUACGGGCAGGAAGACCGCAAGAGCACGGGGCGGGGGUCCCCUGGCCACGCCGGCCGGUGACGAGCCCGCCGCAGGCUGAGGUGGGGCGGACUAGCAUCCAUUCCUCGGCCUCCUGCCCCCCCUCUCCUGGCUCCGUUUUCCUCGCCCUCCAUUCCGGCCACGGACCAGGAUGCUUCUUCCCUGCGUCACCUGCUGGAGGGCUUGGCUAAGGGGGCCUUACCGGUGACUGACCCUGCCAAGCGCCCUCCCCCGCAGCGUGACCCCUUCCUACUGCCGUGCCCGGCUCACAGCCUGGCCCUCAGCCGGGACCAGGCCGCAGCCUCACCUACCUCUGUAGCUGGCAGGGCUCCCCAGGCACAGGACGGAGCCUGGGGCUCCUGGUUGGGAGCGACCCGAAGUUUCCAGAGGCAGCCCCAGCCUCAGCAGAACGGGAGCGGCUCUGCUCCCCACCACACAAACACAGCACCUGGGGGAGCCCCGGGGCGCUGCGGGGGGACGGGUUGCACACGGUACAUACUUGUUGGAUACAUGAGUCGGGGAAGGACUCCCUACGAUUUAUCAAACCUAAGUGAAAACUCCUGCUUCGGGACCACUUUGGCCCCAAGCUCCCUUUCCAGCUCAUCUCCCGAAACCCUCCGUGAGGGCCGGCUCUGCUCCCCUGCACUGCACACUUCCUCAGCGGCCCAUCACUUUCUCUCUCCGGCUCGGAUGCGCUUUCCAUCACCACCUGCCCCAACUGGCCUGUCUCAAAUCCCAGCGAUAACCAGACCCUGGUCUCCCCCACACAUGGGAACAAUCUUGUCACCUUGUCUCCAGCUCCUGAGCAGUUAACCUGAGCAUCAGCCCAUCCCUCAAGCAACGUCUGAGCUCCCUGGGCCGCAGCCUGGGCUGCACUUCCCUCCCCCUCCCCCAUUCCCACCCCCCACAUUCCAGGAGCCCCCCCAGCGGGGCUCACUCCAGCUGAAUCUGGGCGCCUUCCCCUUUCUGGUCUCUCUGAUGUUUGUAGACUCGCAACUCCCCCCUCCCCCUGCUUGCCCGUCUUGUCGCCCACUGUCGGGCUCGUG